UUAGAUAUUUUGUAGCAAAUCUUGACUUGAAUGCCAAUUAUACUAAUUUUAUUGCCGAAGAACGAGGAGUUAUCUGGUUGGAUUGUCAGGCGGGAGGAGGAAAUGAUCAUCAUUGGCGAACCCUCGAAGAUUUGCAAAGCGAAUUUGGAAAAGUUGUUCAUUUAAAAUAUGUUUGGUGGUUUGACGUUUCGUCGACUCUAAAAUCUGUUCUGCCCGGUACAUAUGAGGUCGUAUGGAGAUUAAAAAUUGAUUCUUCCUCGUACCUCCAAGGUUUAAAUUUCAGUACAACUCAAGUGGAUGAAAAUGAUGCCGAUCAUGAACAAAGCUAUAACCAUAUUCCGCAAUCUACAACGUACGCCAAUAUCGCCCGCAGAAAUGAAUGGGUCGAAUACUGUCUACCUUAUAGAAUUGUUGUACCAAAGCGAAGAAUAGUAGAUGGUAAAAUGACAUACCAUGACAUUCAUAUUAAGAUUUAUAAUCAUGAUGGAAGACUAAAGUCUGGCUUGUGGAUUGACUAUAUUAGACUGAGAGAACAUAACGAGAAUAAAGUCUAUGGACAGUUUAAUGACAACAGUAUUGAUGAUAACACUUUUAAUUAUAAUAGCGUUGAUAAUGAAUCUGCAGAGUUUAUUAGUUAUACAUCUAAUUCAACUACCAAUCAUUUGGAAAGUGCUGCAGAUUUGUUAAUUAUCAACUCUAAUGAAUUAAUUUCAAGGAAUUCAGAUAGUUAA
This is a messenger RNA of Dentiscutata heterogama, 731 nucleotides long. Lineage: Eukaryota; Fungi; Glomeromycota; Glomeromycetes; Diversisporales; Gigasporaceae. The record is from the annotation of a GenBank genome assembly.